Messenger RNA from Vicia villosa (hairy vetch), 1767 nucleotides. RefSeq lists its product as uncharacterized. Gene Ontology annotation, cellular component: nucleus. The record is from RefSeq and is a predicted model, not a curated record. The transcript is spliced from 11 exons. Gene Ontology annotation, biological process: protein desumoylation. NCBI's taxonomy places the organism in Eukaryota, Viridiplantae, Streptophyta, Magnoliopsida, Fabales, Fabaceae. Gene Ontology annotation, molecular function: deSUMOylase activity. Bases 133 to 1767 code for a protein of 544 amino acids.
UAUAAAAGUUUGAUUUCACCUAAAGAAUGGGAAACGUUUAAAGAAAAACGAAAAAACCCAAAAUUUCGGAGUAGAAGUGAAACAAAUCGGCAAAGAGCAUCAGGUCCCCCAUAUCCAUACAGAAAAGGGCGUAUGGGAUAUGGACGUUUGGAACAGUCUAUUUUAACAAGGGAGAGUAGUUCUGAAACAUCUGUUCCACCACAUGUUUUGUGGAAGGAAGCCCGCGUGGGAAAGGAUGGAGUUCUCAAAGAAGAUGUUCAAAAAGUUUUUGAAAAAUGCGAGACUCUAUCUCAGUCUAUAUCUCCAGAUGAAGGCAAUGAUUGCAGGAGCAUACUUAGCCGCGCAUUAGAUGUUCCUGAAUAUUCUGGUCGGGUGAGGGGUAAGGGAUUUGGAAUCACUCCAACAUCCUUGAAGAUGAAAAAACAGAAGUCUCCUAGCAAUAGAGAACUGCGGGAAACCUUGUAUGCACUACAAGCUGAAGUCCGCAAAUUGAAAAGGGAAAAAGAAUUAAGAGAGAAAGCUUCAGGUUGUAAAGCUACUAGUGACAAAGGUAGUAUCGGUUGUAAUUUUCAACCGAAUCUUCCAGAGGGCAUUUCACCUUGCGAACUCUACUUAUCGUCACCGACUUAUCGGAUGGUUGGCAAGGGAAAAGUGCAUAAUACUUUGGGAGAAUUACUUCACACUAGACCGCUCCCUACUGGAUGUUUAAAAGUAUCCGUUGACAUUGCUUUAGAGAAGGAUGCGUUAUUACCGCAUCCUGACGAUGUUUCGGAUGCCACAUUGGUGGGAGAUGCAAAAGGUUCGUUUGUUGCAUGGCCGUCAAGCCUUAUUAGUGUAGAUGAUGGGACUCUAACAAAAUUCAAAGCAAAAGACAAGGAGCCUCCGCGAAAAAUCGAGUCAGUUGCAUCGAUAAAACAGAGAUUGAAGAUGUCAGUAAGGGUAAGAAGCCUGAAAAAGGUUGUUGCUAAGACCGCGGUUAAGAAAAAACCUAAUCCCAGUAUGUUUAGGUCGUGCCUUUUAACUUCUUUAGAACUCUCUGAUAUUCCGCAAGGAAACACCCGUCUUGUACCUAUGGAGGAAGAUGUGUUUGGUAUUGAGCAUCAAGAAACAAUUGGUAUGGAGGAUUUUGAACAAAUUUUUGAACAUACGCAAUUAGGCCUCAGUGUUAUUGAUACAUACAUAAGGUUUUUGUAUGAAAAAUUGAUGCACCCGACUGGAUUGAGAUUAAGGCAAAGAUUUGCUUUCUUAGCUCCCUUCAUUACCAACUUAGGAAUAAUCAUAUCUAAACCGGAUGAAGUCAUGGCGUAUGUACUCAACCGUUUUAUGGCCAGCAUAAAUUCAGAAAAGUUGUUCUUUUUACCGUUUAAUACCGGCAACGGUGGACAUUGGUUGUUGGUCGCGAUUAAUCCUAUCAGUGAAGUUGUAUAUUUUUUGGAUUCCUUACACAAUCCAGUUAGUACAUACGAAGCUAUGAAGAAGUUGGUUGAUACCGUUAUACAAGUUUUUCGAGCACAAAGAGGAAGUCAAGUACCAAAGAGUAAAGCCAACAACAUCACAUGGAUUCAAGUGGAGUAUCCUGGGCAGCGUAAUGAAGUAGAUUGCGGUUUUUACAUGUUGCAGUUUAUGAAAGAAAUUCUUCUUUCGAAUCAAAUAGAGAUUUCGUCCAAGUAUUUUGAUGACUUCAAGUGUGCUACUUACUCAAAAUCUAAGUUGGAUGAACUUAAGGAGGAAUGGUGUCAAUUCAUGAUUAAGUUGAAAGUUGUAUAG